AAGUUCGAAAGAAUGCUGAGCAGAUGAACCUAAGCGGGUUGUGUAUCUUCAAUCCAAACUUUAGCAUGAUUUACGUGGAGGGCGCGAGCAAGUAUAUACGGAAUUACAAGCGGCUUAUGAUACACCGAAUUGCAUGGACCGAGGCAUCGAGACCACGGGGUGGGGAAGAGGUAGAGCUGCAAGAAGAUGAAGAAGUGAAGAAGGAAGACGAGGUGUCGCUGGAGGAUAACAAGUGCUGGUUAGUAUGGGAGGGAGCAUUGAGGGAGCGAGCGUUUAGUUCGUUCAAGGCAAAGAGCUGCCCGACAGACUCUGCUGCGAAGGAUGUGCUUGGGGAGAGGCUGAAGGGGUAUUGGGAUCAGGCGAAGAAUUGGAAGGGCGAGGAGGAGGCGCUGUUUUGAUACCACGUAGCUUAUUAAUAAUCAUGAUGAUGUUAGGGGCUAAACAACAAGUUAUGGCAGACGUCGAUGUACGACGACCGUCCUCGCAUGGCCGACCGCGACAUGCAUCCCUGCGAGGCCCAGAACUCCACGCCCCCCGCCCCCGCCGACACCUUCCACUCUGGCUCUACGACCAAGACCCGUCGCCAGCCUCGUCGCGCGCAGCCUCGCCCACGUCGUCCGUGCGAUUCAUACCACCCACUUCUGCUCCACAUACCCCGUCCACUGCCGCACGACGACUAGUAAAGCACUACCCCCUCAUUCUGACGCUCGCAGCGACGACGCUGAUCAAAAUAUUGGUCGGGCUGGGGACGUACUCUGGGCAGGGGGCGCCACCGAUGUAUGGCGACUUUGAGGCGCAGAGACAUUGGAUGGAGAUUACGCUGCAUCUGGCGCCGAGGGAGUGGUACUGGUACGAGCUGGAGUGGUGGGGACUGGAUUACCCGCCGCUGACCGCGUAUGUGAGCUGGCUGUGCGGCUUCGUCGGCGACAAGAUCGACAGUAGAUGGUUUGCACUGGAUGCAAGUCGGGGAAUGGAAAGUGAGCACCUGAAACUGUUUAUGCGCUGGACGGUCGUCGUGCUCGACGCGGCGGUGUGGGUGCCGGCGGUAUUUUGGUGGGCGCGCUAUCGGCCCGGCUCAGCCAGCUCCAGAGCAAGAUCGGCAUCUGUGGUCACUAUCCUGCUCAAUCCGUGCUUGCUACUCAUCGACUUUGGGCAUUUUCAGUACAACUCUGUUAUGCUUGGCCUUACUCUGCUCGCCGCCUGUGCUUUUGUGAACAAGCGAUACCUUGUCGGUGCUGUGCUGUUUGCGCUGUCUCUUUCGUUCAAGCAGAUGGCGCUCUACUACGCUCCCGCCAUUGGCAUCUUCCUCCUUGCCACGUGCAUCCAGAUUCCAUUGCUCUUCCUCAAACUCGCCGUCGUCACUACCGUCACCUUUCUCAUCGUAUUUGCCCCGUUUCUCACCUCCCCUUCCCAGGCAAUACACCGUAUAUUCCCCUUUGCACGUGGCUUGUUCGAAGACAAGGUUGCCAACUUUUGGUGUCUGACCAAUGUCCUCAUCAAAUGGCGUCUUCUGCUCUCCGUCCAAUCCCUCGUACGCCUCUCCACCGUUUUAACAGUUCUCGCCUUCCUUCCUGCCGUCAUUCUCAUGGCACAAGCACCCGAACCCCGCCUUCUCCCGUACGCCCUCCUCACCAGCUCUCUCGCCUUUUUCCUCUUUAGCUUCCAGGUCCAUGAAAAGACCAUCCUCGUCCCCCUCCUUCCUGCUCUCAUGUUUGGUACAAAGUCAGAGUGGAUACCCCUCUUUACCAACAUCGCUGCCUUCAGCAUGUGGCCACUUCUCAAGCGCGACGGCGUCGGAGUCCAGUACAUCGCCACUCUUCUCCUCUGGAAUCGCCUUGUGGGAUGUAACCCAUUUGCAUUCGACAGCGUCGUCAAAAUCUUGUCUGUGGCUGUCUACGCUGCCGCGUUUCUACUCCACCUCGCAGAGUUCAUCAUACCCGCCCCUGCCCGAUAUCCUGAUUUAUGGGCAGUGGCCAACGUCUUGGUCUGCACCCCCGUCUUCUUCGCCGUAUGGGCCUGGAGUGUCAAGGCCGGUAUGCAAGAGAGGUGGGCAGGUGCACCUAUCCUAACAACAAAGGUUCAUUCAAGAACCAACUCUUUGUCACCGGCUGCCCCAAGGCCAAAGAGUCGUCUGUCGAGAGAGUCACUGCUUAGUUAAUCCUCGUAAUGCCGUAUAUUCCCGCUCCACUUUGACCCCCGUCUCUUGAUCUUGUCUUUAAGAGUUGCAACGCUCCCUCGUUCUCAAAAGCAAGAAACUUGACUUUGGUAACCAUUUCUCCGAGUGCGACGUUCCAUCAUUUUUAA
Molecule: messenger RNA, 2304 nt
Organism: Guyanagaster necrorhizus
Lineage: Eukaryota; Fungi; Basidiomycota; Agaricomycetes; Agaricales; Physalacriaceae
Exons: 2
Coding region: 422-2158 (578 amino acids)
Biological process (GO): protein N-linked glycosylation; dolichol-linked oligosaccharide biosynthetic process
Cellular component (GO): endoplasmic reticulum membrane
Molecular function (GO): dolichyl pyrophosphate Man9GlcNAc2 alpha-1,3-glucosyltransferase activity
Source: RefSeq, a predicted model, not a curated record